AUCGAGUUCCAGCAGGAAAAUCUUACUGUUUGUUAACACUGGGUAACAGAAAAGGGGCAAGGAUUAUGGCAUUAACUUACAUCAGAUCAUUGAGAAACGUUAACUUUCAUGAGGUUAUUCAAAUAGGAGGCUGCAGAACAUUUGCUGUUGGGGGUGGUAAAAAGAAGGGUGGAAAAGGUGGUGCAGCUGGAGAUGGUCCUAAGGCAUCAACAAUUAGCAAGGAAGUCAAGGCCAGUACAGUAGUCGGGGCAAAUAUUCUCAAGGAUGGAGCUGAUCCAAAAGUGUUGCCCGACUCAGACUACCCUGAUUGGCUGUGGCACCUGCUGGAUAAACGCUCGGCACUUAGUGAACUGAGAAGGAAAAAUCUCGAGUCUCUCCCUUACGAUGACCUCAAACGUUUUGUCAAGCUGGAUACCCGAGCUCGGAUCAAGGAAAACAACUCUGUUAGGGCCAAGAACUGAAAUUUCUGCCAGAAGUGGUAUGUGUUCUGGAGAAUAUUUUUACCUGGAACUAUAAUUUGUUCUGUUGUGAUAGAAUACAUUAUUUAGAAUUUAGCAGCAGUUUUUUAUCUGCUUUACGCUUGAUUUCCUUAAGUUCCUGUUACUAUUUUGAACAUGAUUGAGCUCUUGGUUAACAGAAUUUCAAUAUUUUUUA
Molecule: messenger RNA, 654 nt
Organism: Solanum tuberosum (potato)
Lineage: Eukaryota; Viridiplantae; Streptophyta; Magnoliopsida; Solanales; Solanaceae
Product: 54S ribosomal protein L37, mitochondrial-like
Exons: 2
Coding region: 66-461 (131 amino acids)
Cellular component (GO): mitochondrial large ribosomal subunit
Molecular function (GO): structural constituent of ribosome
Source: RefSeq, a predicted model, not a curated record